AUGAUUCGCAUCGGCUUGAGACAGGUUCGAUCGCUACACUGGUCCCGCAGAGUGCUCAAGCCGGCACUGUCGGCCACGGCCGGCUCCUCGCAGUCGUCGUGGCCCUCGGGCUUCCGGCUGCCCCGUCCUCGAACCUGGGAGGAGUCCAAGGAGGGAGCGCUUUCCAAAGCAACCAGGUGGUACCUGCUGGCGGAGAUGUUCAGGGGCAUGUACGUCGUGCUGGAGAUGUACUUCCGCGCUCCGUACACCAUAUACUACCCGUUUGAGAAGGGAGCCAUCUCGCCGCGGUUCAGAGGCGAGCAUGCUCUGAGGCGGUAUCCGUCUGGAGAGGAGCGGUGCAUUGCGUGCAAGCUGUGCGAGGCCAUCUGUCCUGCGCAGGCCAUCACGAUCGAAGCAGAGGAGCGUGCCGACGGGUCCAGAAGAACUUAUAAAUAUGACAUCGACAUGACCAAGUGCAUCUACUGCGGCUACUGUCAAGAGAGCUGUCCCGUGGAUGCCAUUGUCGAGACCCCGAACAUUGAGUACUCCACAGAGACGCGAGAGGAGCUGCUGUAUAACAAGGAAAAGCUGCUUUCCAACGGUGACAGGUGGGAGCAGGAGUACAAGUACGCUGCCGAUGCAGAUGCUCCGUACCGCUAA
Messenger RNA from Ogataea haglerorum, 639 nucleotides. RefSeq lists its product as uncharacterized. The transcript has a single exon. Gene Ontology annotation, cellular component: membrane. The record is from RefSeq and is a predicted model, not a curated record. Gene Ontology annotation, molecular function: 4 iron, 4 sulfur cluster binding; NADH dehydrogenase activity. Gene Ontology annotation, biological process: mitochondrial electron transport, NADH to ubiquinone; mitochondrial respiratory chain complex I assembly. Lineage: Eukaryota; Fungi; Ascomycota; Pichiomycetes; Pichiales; Pichiaceae. The coding region runs from base 1 to 639 and encodes 212 amino acids.